AGGGGUGAGCGCGCGGUCGGGAUUAGUGUGGUUAUUGUGCGUGUGCGCAUUGUGCAGGCGGCAGCGACAGUUUCCUCCACAUUCAAACUUUCUUCGCGAGCUUCCAUGGCGAAGUCAAAGCGCUGGCUGCUCUACUGCACAGUUUUCUCCGCUGUACUUUGCGCCGCCGUCGCGCUCAUCUGUCUGUGCGUCGCCUCAUCACUCGUGGACAGAGGAUGUUCCGGAGGACAGUUCCAGCGCGCGGCGGUGUCUGCGGACUCACUGAAGUGCUCCGUGAUCGGCAGAAAUAUGCUACAGCAAGGGGGGUCAGCAGUAGAUGGCGCCAUUGCAGCUCUUCUGUGUACCUCAGUGGUCAACCCACAGAGCAUGGGGCUCGGAGGAGGGUCCAUAAUCACCAUAAGAGAUAAAACAGGUAAAGUGAAAGUGUACAACUCCAGAGAGACAGUGCCACAGUCAUUCAGUGCAAACCUGUUGAACAGAUGUUCUACCGCAGGCCCGCUUACAUCAGGCCCUGACUGGAUCGGUGUUCCUGGAGAACUGCGAGGCUAUGAGGCCAUUCAUAAAGAGUAUGGGAAACUGCCCUGGGCAAAGCUGUUUGAACCCUCAAUUAAACUGGCCAGAGACGGCCUCCCUAUGCCAGCCUUUUUAAGAAAACUCCUCAAGUACCCCAUCAUAAAGACACAAGUGGAAGGUUCAUCACUCUGUGAAAUCCUCUGCAAUAAGAACAAGACUGUUCUGAGUAAAAAUGUAACAAUAAAGUUUCCUAAACUUGCCGACACCAUGGAAACCAUUGCACAGCAGGGACCGGAUGUCUUCUACACAGGAAAGAUUGGACUGGACUUAAUCCAGGACAUAAGAGCUGCAGGCGGAACAUUAAAAAUGGAGGAUUUGAAGACCUAUAAAGUGCGAGUGGAUGAUGCUUGGGAAGUUCCUCUGGGGAAUACAAAGAUGUACAUCCCUCCACCACCUGCUGGGGGCGCCCUGCUUGCCUUCAUUCUCUCACUGAUGAAUGGAUACCUCUUGACUCCAAACUCCCUAGAUGGCAACCAGAAGAUACAGACUUAUCAUCGCUAUAUAGAGGCUGUUAAAUUUGCCAAUGGGCAAAAGCAGAGCAUCUGUGAUCCCAUCUUCAGUGACAAGAAGAGUGCAGCUCAUUUGAUGAAUUCCUCCUUCAUCAACCACAUCAGAGAGAUGAUAUCUCCAAAUUUCACCCAUCCUAAGUCCUACUACAACAUCAAACCUUCCUCUGAUCACUUUGGGACGACACACGUGUCUGUCCUGGAUGAGGAUGGACUGGCUGUGUCUGCCACCAGCACCAUAAACAGCAUAUUCGGCGGGGCUAUUUACUCCCAGAAAACUGGCAUCAUCCUCAACAACGAACUGGCAGACUUCUGUGGCAGAGCAGACUCAGUCAAAGCAGGUGAACAGCCUCCCUCCUCAAUGACUCCGGUGAUAUUGCAGUCAAAGUCCGGAGGGCUUAUUUUGAUUGGUGGAUCAGGCGGAAGCAUGAUUACAACAGCAGUAGCCAUGUCUUUAAUAAAUCGCCUGUGGCUCGGAAUGAGUCUGAAAGACGCCAUUGCUGCGCCGAUUGCAUUUGUUGAUUCAAAGAACAAUGUGAAUUUUGAGGAUCAUUUUGAUAAGGUGGUGAUAGAUGGACUGAGAGCUCUUGGACACAGUGUUGGAGACUGGAAAUAUUACUUCAAUGUGGUGAAUGCUGUGGAAAAGGAGAGUGGCUGCAUUACAGCUGCAUCAGACCGUCGAAAAAUGGGAACGGAGGCUGGGUACUGAACCUGCAGACCAAGAAGAUGAAUUUUAGCCUUAAGUACUGUGAAUCUCUGCAACUGUGACGACAAAGCUGAGCAAUGUCGGCCGUUUUCCUUUCAAGAUCAAUCUGGAAAAUCUGGUUUAACAUGACUGAAUCACUUUCAUUGUUCACAUUCUCAUGCAAGUUGCCUCAGAUUUGGGACGUUAAUGACUUAUCUCCAGUUAGCUCAAUGACAGAGCUGCUUCAGAUCUGCUCUUACGUAUAGUCUAACAUGAGCCACAACAAGACCACCUUAUGUUGUCCAA
Thalassophryne amazonica is the source of this 2070-nucleotide messenger RNA. It is a transcript of the gene ggt5b, whose product is annotated as gamma-glutamyltransferase 5b. Gene Ontology annotation, molecular function: leukotriene-C(4) hydrolase activity; glutathione gamma-glutamate hydrolase. Gene Ontology annotation, cellular component: plasma membrane. Bases 106 to 1788 code for a protein of 560 amino acids. The transcript is spliced from 12 exons. Lineage: Eukaryota; Metazoa; Chordata; Actinopteri; Batrachoidiformes; Batrachoididae. The record is from RefSeq and is a predicted model, not a curated record. Gene Ontology annotation, biological process: leukotriene D4 biosynthetic process; glutathione catabolic process; inflammatory response.